This is a messenger RNA of Gryllus bimaculatus (two-spotted cricket), 1040 nucleotides long. NCBI's taxonomy places the organism in Eukaryota, Metazoa, Arthropoda, Insecta, Orthoptera, Gryllidae. The record is from the annotation of a GenBank genome assembly.
AUUCGAUUUUAUUUUGUUCUUGAGAUAACCGAGUAAUAUUAAAGAUGUAUUACAUUAGUAAUAUUGUUAUAAAUGUGGUCGCCAGAAAGAAUAACUGCUAAACGUAGUGUUUUACAAUAAUAAUGCAGACAUUUUCUGUUGUUUUGAUUUGUUAAACGGGAUCGCUUAUUAUUUGCGAACUUUGUGUUUCUGCACCGUGCACUGUUCCACUCGUUUCAUUCUGUACCUGUUCCGAACCUCGAGCCUUAGCAUACUCCAACUCACCAAUCGACAAAAAGGCCAGGUUGAAACACCACGUCUAUGGUGUACCACAAAGGCUAGUUUUAAAUUUAUUAUUUUAGGUAAUUCGUUAACUCACUUUCGUCUGCAUCUUACAAUCCGUUAUUGUGUAACUUUCACACCUGUCGUGCAUACGAGUACACACCAGAGUGCGUGAUAAGAAUUUUCUGAACUAUUCCGUACUUUGUCCGAUGCACGCUCUCUGCCUAUUUGAGGAAUGCAUUCCAAUCUUACAGCUGGGUUCAGCUGGGUUGAUGUUUUGUGUUCGUAGAAAGUUGGUUCUUAGUGUUGAAGCUGAACUUUAAUCGUUUUGUUAUUUUCUCGGGGUUGGAGCGAAGUCUGAAAGCAUAAUUGGGAGAAUGAGGUAGACUUCGGACCAAGGUAAUGCCACAAUGGAGAGCGGAGGGUGCCGGAGCUGCGGGCAAGCGCACGCCGCCCACGAGCCGCACGUCUACGACUACGUGCAAGAGGUGGACGAGGACCUCACGUGCCACAUCUGCCUGCAGCCCUUCGUGACGCCGCUUGACAUCCCGUGCGGCCACACGUUCUGCGGCGCCUGCUUGCACAACUACCUGCGCGUGCAACAGGUCUGUCCCAUCGACCGCAAGCCCCUGAGCGCGCAGCUCUGCGUGCCGUCCAGCAUUGUCCUCCGCAAACUUUUGGAAAAAUUGACUGUUAGAUGUCCCAAUAGCCCUUCUUGCCAACAAAUUAUUCAGCGAGGUGACUUACAAGAUCAUCUUAAUAACAGGUAUGAAAAGUGA